AUGUCGACAUCAACACCAGAAGAGCUGCUCAAGAAUGCCGAGAAGAAGGCGUCCGCCUCGGGCGGCUGGUUCUCCUCCGCUACCAGCAAGCAGGAGGAGGCGAUUGAACUCUUCAAGGCUGCAGCCAACAAGUUCCGCAUCCAGAACCGGUUUGAAGAGGCCGGCAAUGCCUACAUGCGCGCAGCCGAGACCGAGAUCAAGACGGGCGAAAAAGACUAUGCUGCCAACACGUUCUUUGAGGCCAACAAGUGUUUCCGCAUGAGUCGGCCCGAGCUGGCCGUGGUGGCACUGACGCGUGCGCGCGAGAUCCUUAUCGAGCGUGGACGAUUCCGCCAGGCGGCCGAUCGCGAAAAGGCGGUCGCAGAGCUGUACAAGAACGACGCGGCCGAUCCGGAGAAGGCGCUCGAGGCGUACGAACAGGCAGCAGCCUGGUAUCUGCAAGAAGGCGCCAAUGCCACCGCAAGCGGAUGCUAUCGUGAGGCUGCACAGCUCGCUACCGACCUUGCACGAUACCCACAAGCGAUCGAACGCUGGGAACAGGUUGCAAGCAUGUCGCUCGAAAGCAACCUCACCCGAUACAGCGUCAAGGACUACUACCUCAACGCUGGCAUGUGCUACCUCGCCAUCCCCGAUUAUGUGGCGGCGGUACGUGCGAUGCAGUUCUACGCAGAACAGGAUACCAGCUUCCCAACCACCAUGGAGGGUCGUUUCUUGCACUCGCUCGUCCAGGCAUGCGAGGAGGGAGACCUGCAGGCUUUCGACGGCCGCGUCCAGGAGUACGACCGCACCAAGAAGAUCCAGGGCUGGCAAGCCUCCCUCCUGCGCGCUGUUCGCAAGGGCAUUCAGGACGAACCCGACCUUUCCUAG
Messenger RNA from Moesziomyces antarcticus, 867 nucleotides. Its product is annotated as vesicular-fusion protein sec17. Bases 1 to 867 code for a protein of 288 amino acids. Lineage: Eukaryota; Fungi; Basidiomycota; Ustilaginomycetes; Ustilaginales; Ustilaginaceae. Gene Ontology annotation, molecular function: syntaxin binding; soluble NSF attachment protein activity. Gene Ontology annotation, biological process: SNARE complex disassembly; intracellular protein transport. Gene Ontology annotation, cellular component: SNARE complex; vacuolar membrane. The record is from RefSeq and is a predicted model, not a curated record. The transcript is spliced from 2 exons.